GGGUGUGAACGGAAUGUCUGUGGAUGAGAAGACUGAAUCCCCCAUGUAUGUGUAUGAGUCAACAGUCCAUUGUACCAAUAUCCUCCUAUGCCUCAAUGACCAACGGAAGCAGGAUAUUCUCUGUGACGUGACUUUGAUUGUGGAGGGCAAAGAAUUCCGAGCCCACCGAGCUGUGCUGGCUGCAUGCAGCGAAUACUUCUUGCAGGUGUUAGUCGGGCAGACAGAAAAUGACCUGGUUGUCAGUCUGCCAGAAGAGGUCACUGCCAAGGGAUUUGGUCCGUUGUUGCAGUUUGCCUACACCGCUAAGCUAUUACUCAGCAGAGAGAACAUACAAGAGGUCAUCCACUGUGCCGAAUUUCUACGUAUGCACAACCUGGAGGAUUCCUGCUUCAGCUUCCUCCAGACCCAACUGCUGAACAACGAAGAUGGCCUGUUCCUGUGCAAAAAGGAUCUCACCUAUCAGCGGAUGCAUGAAGAUGAGAACUCGGAGGGAGAAGAGGAAGAAACUAUGGAGUCAGAGACUUCAAAGAUAUCUUGCUCAAGAGAGAGAAUUCACUCGGAGCCCUUUGACUUUGAACCCGCCACGUCUGGAGCCAGUAAGGAGGAAGGGAUGCUGCCAGACCCUGAAAUACUGGAUGAUGGCAAGGAUAGUUUGGAUAAAGAAGUAGUAACACGGUACCCCAGGUAUAAGAAAUACCAGCUAGCUUGUACCAAGAAUGUCUACAACGCAUCACACGUUAGUACCUCAGGUUUCACAAGCACAUUCAACGAAAAAGGUUCAGGUGAUGACCUCAAACCAGAACUUGGUGUCGGGCAAAUUAAAAGUGAGCCUAGGAAUGAGGAAAACAAUGAAGAAAACAUCACACUUUGCCUCUCUGGAGAUGAGACUGGUGUCAGGGAUAAAGAAGAGGAUAUUGAAAUGGACCGAAAGCAGCCAAGUCCCAAUGGAUCUGGAAGGUCUAAAAAUAGUUCCUCUCCUUCCUGCCUAAGAUCUUUCUUCAACCGAACAAAAACUGUAGACGUAGAUGGCUUCCCAAGUACUUCCCAACAGCACUUUGCCAGAAAUCCAGCAUGCCCUUUUGACAAGGGGACAACUCAGGGUGACCAUAAAGCUGAUUAUGUCCCUUUUGUGGGCAGUUAUGGGCUCUCCCAAGGUGUUCAGAAGGAUGCUUCCAGUUUUACAGUGGGAUCACCUCUAAGAGGUCCUGGCUUUGUUGAAGGUCUUUGUAAGCAGGAAGGUGAAGUGGACAGGAGGACUGUUAUAUUCUCUUCAAAUGUUUGUGACCAAGUAAACACUUCGGUGCAUUCAUAUUCUGGCAUGAGCAGCUUGGAUAAAGAUCUCACCGAGACUGUGCCAAAAGGUCUGUGGGCAGGAAGCAGCCAAUCUCUUCCCAGUUGCCAGACCUAUGCCCAUAUUGGACAAACAGCUGACCACUUCCCAGGACGGAUGCGACCCAACACCAGCUGCCCAGUGCCAAUUAAAGUUUGUCCUCGGUCUCCUCCUCUGGAAACCAGAACAAGGACCUCCAGUUCAUGUUCCUCCUACUCUUAUGCAGAGGAUGGCAGCGGUGGUUCUCCCUGUAGCCUGCCUCUGUGUGAGUUUUCAUCUUCCCCCUGUUCUCAAGGAGCUCGAUUCCUGGCCACUGAGCAUCAGGAGACGAGCAUGAUGGGAGAUGGAAUAUACAGCCAAGUCAGACCCCAGAUAAAAUGUGAGCCAUCCUAUGGAACAAACUCUAGCGAUGAGUCUGGAUCGUUCUCUGAAGCAGACAGUGAGUCAUGUCCUGUGCAAGACAGAGGACAUGAGGUGAAACUUCCCUUUCCUGUAGAUCAAAUCACAGAUCUUCCAAGGAAUGAUUUCCAGAUGAUGAUAAAGAUGCACAAAUUAACCUCAGAGCAAUUGGAAUUUAUCCAUGAUGUUCGGCGGCGCAGUAAAAACCGAAUUGCUGCCCAGCGCUGUCGCAAGAGAAAACUGGACUGUAUUCAGAAUUUAGAAUGUGAAAUCCGCAAAUUGGUUUGUGAGAAAGAGAAACUUCUCUCAGAAAGGAACCAGCUGAAAGCAUGCAUGGGAGAGUUAUUAGAUAAUUUCUCCUGCCUUUCCCAAGAAGUCUGCCGAGAUAUGCAGAGCUCCGAACAGAUCCAAGACCUUCACCGAUACUGCCCUGUGCUCAGGCCUAUGGAUCUUCCAACAGCAGCUAGUAUCAACCCUUCAUCAGGUGGAGUGGAGCAAAAUGUAGUGACAUCCCAGUGCAUCGGAGAAGGCUUGCAGUGUUGUUCAGAACAAAGCCCAGUGCAGCAGCUGGGAGCCCACUGGCUACCCAACAACAUUUCUGACAAAUGUGCUGCAAGAGGACUGGAUGGAGUUGACCAAGUUACUUAUUCUGAGCAGGAGCUCCCUCCAGAGCAGAACAACCAAGCGGUGACCAUGGAUUUCUGUCAGGAAAUGACUGAUAAGUGUACAACAGAUGAGCAGCCUAGGAAGGAGUACACCUAGUGUUCGGUAUACCUUUUACAUCACACCUAGCAAGGUCUCUUCAGUCAGUCAGUAGCCACGAUCAAUUGUUGUCUAUAUUGAAGAUCAUACUUGGUGCACACUACAGUGGUCUUAGCAGCAAUACUGUUUUUAAGUAUUCCAUCCUCUCUACAAAGCAGGAGUUUAACUUCUUCACUAUGGUGCUAUCCCAUGCUCAGGCAGGGGAACAAAGCAGUGGCAACACUGUCUGAUUCUUUUUUUAUUGUUGUUGUUAUUGUUACUGUAUUUUAAUUUCAAUAUUCAACAGGGAUGGACAUAACACCUCUGAGGAUCCAAACGCAGCUUUUUCUCAGUGGCUCAUGUCACAAAACCCUAACUCAGGAAUUUCCUCUGAAUGUUCAAUUUUUCAUUGAAGACAGCUUCUUUACACAUCAAAGUUUUAUAGCUAAACUGUACAUAUAUACAUAUAUAUAUAUAGUAUAUAUAAAAAAUAUAUAUCCAUAUGCAAAAAAAAAAAACCCUGCAUGGCUCAGAAUUUCCUCAUGAAAACAACUGGAAUUUUAAAUUUCUAUUGUAUAAAAAAUUCCAACAUUCCUUUCUUGGUCUAUGCUAGAAGUAACUUGUAUAUGUUUUAAUAUUUUCCCCCACCACUCAGUUCACUGUUCAGCAAUAUCAUCUAGUUUGUACUUUAUUUAUAAAGUUUCAAUGUUAGAAACUUCUUUGAAUUUUUAAUCUGGGACAGUGUUGGUGGCACCCCUAACUUUUUCUGCCCGUUUGAGCAAAGUGGGUUUUAUUCUUAUCUUUCUCACAGAUACUGUAUAGCAAUGGUCAAUUUUGCCACUUGCACUGAGUUUUGGAUCAAACCUCAUUUCAUAAAUGAAGUUGUGACUUUGGUAUAUUUCAAAUAUUUUAUUCAUUGCUUUUUCCUUUAAUUCAACAAACUAGGAAAAACAAACCUCAGGAGUUGAUUAUGUAAUGAAUUAUUAGUCUUGCCAAAUAUGGAAUUCCUCUUAAUAGUGUGAAUUGGGCAUUUUUGGUAUUUAUCUUUGUUUAUCCCUUUUUUUUCUUUUCCAAAUUAAGCCAAAUGGUAUAGUGCAGUGGUUCUCAACGUGUGGUCUGCGGACUUCAAGGGGGGGAGGGGCGCUAUGUCCUCGCAGGUAGUCACGAAGGCUUGAAGAAUGAGUUAAAUCUUAUGAUUGAAAUCAUGAGUUAAGUCUUGGUGGUUUGUGCUCAUAGUCUGUGGCCACAAAAGGUAUUUAAAAGGGGUGUGUGGUAAAGAAAAGGGUGAGUGUAUAUUACCAAUGCUGAGAACUAAGGCAGCUUUCUCCAUCUUGGAUAUGGUGACUGGAAAUAGUGAAAGUUGUGCAGUGCAUCCGAAGGAUACCAAGCUGAGGAAAGAUGGUGUAAGGCAAAAUUGCUUCGAUUCAGUGGCUUUAUGUCAAUCAGCAAAGCUUAAAUCAAGGCCUCCACUCCAGAUCUUAACUUGUGUUACUAGUGUUUAUUUUUUUUUCUCCAAUGGUUCUACUGGCUUCGCUGUAUAAUCCCCCUUAAUGCUGCCUUAACACAGAUGCCGAUUGCAGUGAUAUAUUAGGAUUUACUAUUCUGGCCUGUACUGGCGUCAGUUCUAAACUGCUGAUUCAGUUGCUCUGAGAAAUGAAAAACAGCAUCCAUUCACAGAAUGGCAGAGUACAGAGAACCGUAUUUAGAGCAAUCGUGAAUCUUAAAAAGUUGAAAAAUAUCUCCUUGUCAACAAUAGAAUAUUGACCAAUAUAGAAGACAUGAAAUGUGAGUGAAGGAAUAGUUGCUAAAAUAUUGAAACCUCAGUAAUCCUUGACUUACAACUGGUCCUCACAUGACCAUGGCAACAUCCCCAGGAUCACAUAAACCUAAUUUGGGCACAUGGUAACCAGCAUGUAUUAACAGCGGCUGCAGUGACUUGAGGUCACAUGCUUGCCAUUUCCUAUCUUCCCAGGGCACCUUUGACAAGCAAAGUCAAUUGGGGAAGCCAAAUUCACUUUAACGAUCAUAUAAUGCACUUAACAUCUGAGGUGAUUCACAUAACCAUGCCAAAAAGUCGUAACAUCAGGCGCAACCUGCUUCACAACCAUCUUGUUUAGCAAUGGAAAUUUCGGCCCCAAUUGUGGUUAUAAAUUGAGGACUACCUACCUGUAUAAAAACAUUCACUCAACUCUAGCUGAUUUGCAUUGAACAAUGAUUAUGCAAAAUUACUUCCAAACAUAACUCCCUCUCAUGAAAACUUUUUUCCUAUUGAAGUAUUGUACAGGUAAUCCUCAACUUACAACGAUUCGUUCAGCAAAUCACCCUCUGAGGCACCCCAUGCUUUGCCUGAUGCCUGCAUGAGAAGAGGGAGGAGAAGAGUGGGUGCCUUGCUUAAUGAUGGCAACAACUUAAUUCUGGGCUCCAAUGUCGUAGGUCGAGGAGUACCUGUAAAUGGAAAUGAUCUGAAAGGAGCAUUGAUGUAAUUUCAAUGCAUGCCAACAAGAUUUAUGCAGGAUAUUUCUUUCUGGUGGAUUCUGUCCUUCUGUUUUUAAAGAUUACUUUUUACUUUCACAAUAACCUUCUCUGUAUUAGAAGGUUAUUGUGAAAUGUUACGGUAUUAGGCUGUAUUCUAAGGUGGCAUUUAUCAUUUACAGAUUGGUCUUGUUUAUUGUGUAUUAGACCUUAUGGAAUAACCACGCACAGUGUCGAGGCAGACAGCUUUUCUGAAUGCCACAGACAACACUUUCCUCAAAGAUACUGUUUACAUUCAGAGACAGUCCCUCACUCAGCAAAGCAGCAUUGUUUUCCCAGCAGAGGAAUCAGCAUCUUUUUCAAAUGAGGGGUAGGCAGACAAAUAGCUGUUCCUGUUCCUGCGGUAGACUCCACAUUCAUUGUACUCUUCCUGCAGCGUAUUCUACAUUUAUUGACUGAAGAGGGUGAGGGCAUCCCUAUGUAGGAUGGAGAUACUAUAUGUUUAGCAUAUAUUAUUUAAAUAUUAAGCAUUUGUGUAAAAUGAAUAAACUUAUUACUAACUGUAGAGUAAUGUUUAGAUGGGGACUUCCUUUGAAAAUAUAACUUUUCAAAUAAAAUAUUUGGGGUGAGGAAUUAUGUAAGAUAUGAAGGGUAGGCCUUGUAAAUCAGUUGACUUUGCAGAACUCUUGACUGCUUCACAGAGAACUUAACUUCAGUGAUUACAGUCAGUGAUGGAAGCUAAGAUUUCAAGCAACAUGUGAAUGUCAUUAUAUUUUUCACAGCCAUUGAGAAUACUUCAUUUUUUUAUCCUGUUGGCAGUAUUGUUCAAUACUUUUUUUGUUUUGUUUUAAUAGCUGUAAGUGGCCUCUAAGUUGUAUUUUUUGUGGGUAUACAAUUCAGGAUGUUCCAGAUGGAGAACUCCUUUUUACUAUCCAUCGUUAUUUGGCUAUUUUUUUAAAACUUUUUCUUCCGAACAAUGAAAGAAAUGGUAGGAAGGGAAAAUAAAGAAGAAAUAGAAAGCAUGAUUGUACAUAGAGAUUCCCUCCCUUCAAAUAAAAUUUCAUAAGCAGGGCUAAGUAGCUACAAAAUAAAAGCUUCAUCUGGCAGCAUCUCACACUAGAUUCUAAGCACUUGAUAUAGAGAUUUACUAUUAAUACCAACUCACGUGCAAAUGGUACUUUUGACCUCAUUUUAUUAGUUUACAUGUAAUGGACAAAACAUGUUCUACAGUUAUUGUAUUGACCUGGCUCUCUCACUGAUUCAGAGCCUUUUUCUCCUCUUCCUCCUCCUGUUCUACCUCCACCUCCCCUUCUGUUUUUUUUUUCCUUUAAAUCCACUUUUCUGUUGUUUCAAUCUUUUUGCUUUCUUUAUGUUUGCCUCUUCAUUUAGAAGUGACUAAUGUGUAUAUUAGCUUCUUUGGACACCCUAUUGUGUAUGGUUUUUCAGAACCACAUAUGACUCUUGGGUUAACUUCUUAGGAGAAUUACUUUCAGAACUGGACCCAAAUUGAGAUAUUUGAACUGCAUUAGGCUAAAGGAAAAUUAGGGGAUGGGGGGGGGGGUACAGGGGGACGACACAACUGACCAAAAAAUUUCAUUUUUAGAUAAAAGUAAGCAUGCAUUAUGCAGCAGCAAAGAACAGUACCGGUUGUGAUGAAGGAAUGGACGCGAGGUCUUGUUUUUACGUUCCCAUGCUAGUCAGCAGCAGCUUCUGCACUGAGUAAGGAAUGUGCAAAGAAUAUAUAUUUGGCCCUGUCCAGUCUGCAUAUUCUCCUUUUAAUUUGCCUUUGCUGUGCUUUCUAUUGCCAGAAAACCUCAUUUCAUUUAGGCAUCUUCUACUUUUUGUCAGGUGAAUAUUACACUUACAUAAAUAUUUUGCUAGGGGGUGCCUUGAACAAAGUUGAAGUUCAUUGAAACCUGAUUCUGGAACAAAAAGGCUAGUUUUGGGGGAGUUUUUUUGUUUUAAAGAUUCAGUCAGAUUCCCAAAAUAUUCUGAUAUUUAUGUCCUAGACCCAAUAGACGCUGACUCAAGCAUCAGAGUUUGAUGCUGUAGUAUAAAACUAUUAUAUAUUACACAGUUAAAUUAUUUGAAGUCUUUCUAAGAAAUAUAUGCUGCUUUUUUAAAGAUGCACUUUUUUUGGAUCUAAUCCAUCUAUUUUUAUUCCCAAGGAAGUAAAAAUUGAAAAAAAAAAUGGAAUACAGAAGCCACUGUGAUCAGUAUUCCAAUUUUCGUCUCUUGAAAAUAGACAGUCAGAGCUAUCUAAACUUAAUAAAGUCAAUUCAGCUGCUGACUGUAGCAGCUGAAUAUUACAUUCAGCCUACUGCAAUAUGACAAAAUUUUUAAAAAAAUUAUAGGGAGUUUUAAAGAAAAGUGUUUUUGAAUGCUCAGUCAUUGUAGUUUCCCAUUUAUACAUCACUGUGAUGUGAAAAGCCGCAUGGGUGGAAUUUCAGGUGAUUUUUUUUUAGCUCUUUUUUCUUCUUCCCUAAAUAAAGUAUGAUAACUAACCUCACAGCAACUGAUUAAAUUUAUUUUUUAUCUUUGGUGUGCCAGUCAAUCUUUAUGGCCUUUAGUAUAGGUUAAUCUAAUCCUGAAGCCUGUUGGUCUUCUUUUACUGGUGACCUGUAAAUCUUAUAUGUUUCUAUUUCACAACAAACCAACAGGCAAGUUUCGCCUCUCCCCGAGCUACGGACAUUCUCUAUCAUUUCUAACAGAUUUAGCCUACAGAGCUACAAUAUCCUUUGAGCAGCAGACUAGUAAGUAGUUUUGUGAAGCCUAUGCAAGCAUGAAAUUCUCAACAAUCUAGCUCAGACCAAUGACUCCAAGAGGCAGUUUUCACACGCACACAAAAGAUCAGGAUUUGUGUUUGUUUGAUCACUUAUUUCACUGCCAUCUCUUUAAAUGUGUACAUUUAAAAAGUUUUGAGUUAGUGAAGACAGAUAAGAAAGGAUGUUACUUGAUGUAGCCUUUGGAAAGCUCUGCUAAAAAAAUGUGGUAGCUAAUUUCUAUCUACAAUAUAAAAUCAGUAUGUGUAAUUUUGCUUGUUUAUAUAUUAUGUAUAUUUAUAAUUGAAUUAUUUUGUGACACAGGCAUCAAAUAAUGCUGCAGAAUACAGUUGUACAUAUGUUAAAUCCAUUCAAACAAUUUUUAUGUAUAUUAAAAAAAUAUAGUUUGGUGGAUUGUAGACUACUAAUAAAUUAUUAUAACUUUCUCUGGAAGUUAGAAUGUCAUUGCUUGCCGUGUAAAAGAAUUACAAUAUUUUCCUACACUCCACCAAUAUUAUAUAUAGAUAGAUAGAUAGAAAGAUAUCAGAAUAAAACUAGUGAUAUGUAUUUGUUUUUAAAUUAUAAUGCUCAUGUGGUUCUACCAUUGUGAUGAAAGCCACUUUUUCUAGUGGGGAGUAAUUAUUCAAAUCCUUCAAACUGAAAAAAAGAUAACUUUUUAUUAUCAAUGCCUCACUAAUAUCAGCUCUUUUAUAUAUAGGUCCAGUUUACAUAAUGUUUAAACACCUAUGCAGUGUAAUAAAAUAAAUUAUAUGAAAGUUUGUUCAGCUUGACCCUAUGCAUGUUUACUCGAAAGUAAGUCUCACUGAGUUCACUGGAGCUUCUUACCCCGGAUAAGUGUGCAUAGGAUUGCAGCCUUAUAAAUAAAUACUAAAAAAAAGGAGUUUGAUGAAAAUCCAUUUCUGUCAUUGCUCAAAACUAGGAAAUGGUUCAAGCGAUUUUGAAGCCAAUGAUCCAUUUAAUUUUGAAGGCAGUCGGGAUUAGAAACUUAGCCUAGAAAUUCCCUGUUUUCUGUCUUAACAGGUGAAUUCAAAUUUGAGGAGACAAGACUGAAUUUCUGGGUUAUUCCACACAUUUAGAGUUCAGUGCUUUGUUGGUAAUGAGUAUGAGUUCUUGUGCAUUUGCAGUUAUGAAAAGGAUAAGACGUUCUUCAAAAACUGAUACUUAAUACUUGUGUUACGAAUUUUAAAAAAAUAUCUGGACUCCUCCAAUCAGCAGAAAUUCCAUUCAGUACUUUGGAGAUCUCUGUAUGCUGAUUUUUGCCAUUCAGUUCAAGGCUCAUCUUUGAUUACAAGGGUGAAGAUACCCUCAAGAGUUUGUUCCAGAACCAGUGGGAUACAAGUGCACCUCUACUAUCUAUGCCUUACAAACUUCAGAGGCCAUAUUCAAAACAGGGUUUUAUCAGUGUAUGCAAGGGGAUGCAACCCCUCUCCUCUUCCUCCCCAGGUCAAACAGUAUGGACAGUUCUCACACAUAUCUACCUGUAUAAUCUUCUGUACCUCUCAUAACUGGUCAAUGACUGUAACAAGUUGCAUCAGGUGUUUUUCUAUAUACUUUUUACACAGAAUCUAUGUGAUUAAUGGAACUUAAUUCAAUGCAUCAUUUUAUUGUACUAGUUCUUAAGCUUGUCUAUUAUUAUUUUUUUCUAGGUGACUGUGGUUUCUUGUGAUUUUUACUGUAUAAAUGAAAUGGCUGUUGAUGCUUAUUCCUUGUUACUAAGAAUUUUUACCUUUUUGGAAAAAAAAAACAGCAUUGCUAUCUAUGAACUAAUAAAUUUAAAGACUUCAGUUACUCAUUGUAAAUACAGUAUCGUGCAAAAAGAUUUUUUCCAUUCAUUUGAAUUGAUAGUGUUAACUGAAUUUUGUCUAGACACCAUUUCUGUUGAUGAAAUAAAGACAUACCAAUAUGUAUUGUA
Molecule: messenger RNA, 9637 nt
Organism: Thamnophis sirtalis
Lineage: Eukaryota; Metazoa; Chordata; Lepidosauria; Squamata; Natricidae
Source: RefSeq, a predicted model, not a curated record